Messenger RNA from Scylla paramamosain (green mud crab), 5391 nucleotides. RefSeq names its product vacuolar protein sorting-associated protein 33A-like (gene car). Gene Ontology annotation, biological process: vesicle-mediated transport; intracellular protein transport. The record is from RefSeq and is a predicted model, not a curated record. Gene Ontology annotation, cellular component: CORVET complex; lysosome. NCBI's taxonomy places the organism in Eukaryota, Metazoa, Arthropoda, Malacostraca, Decapoda, Portunidae.
AAACUUCCCUUUGCACUUAUAUACCCUCUCUCACAAACCCACAAAUUUCCUCUCUCACCUCACAAUAAACUUUAUCAGUCCUUGUCUUCCUAAAAAUAAGCAAACAUACAAGACACCCAAAAUAAUAUUCAUUCCCUUUCAUUCAUACACCCGUAACCAAAACACCACUUACCAGACACCUCAUAACCUUCCUCUCCUGUACUCAUAAAUUUUCCUUCUCAUUUCCUGACCCCAAAAACCUCAUAUUAAACUCUAAAUGACCCUUAAUAACGCCCCCUCUUGGAAACACAAGCCACGCCCCCUUCAGGUUCCUUCCUCUAUACAUGUAAACAAACACCAUCAGGAGCUCAGAAGAUGACAGGAGGCAAGGUGGAUUUCGCCCUUAUACGGGAAGCCACUCGGUUGGAAUUAGUUAAGCUCCUCGAUGGCAUCCCAGGAACUAAGGCCAUUGUGUGGGACGAGAAGCUUGCAGGACCAUUCAGUCAGGUUGCAGACUAUGCCUUCCUGCGGACCCAUGAUGUGUGCAAAAUGUACUACAUCAACAACAGCAAGUUGCCACCAAACAACGUAGCCCACAUCAUCUUCCUAAGUCGGGCACACACACAGCUCAUGGACCUCAUCAACCAGCAGCUGCGGAUGGAGGAAGCACUUGGCGGUGGGAAGAAGGACUACCACCUGUGGCUGGUACCUCGUGUCUCCCUCCUGUGUGAGCAGAGGUUGGAGGAACAUGGGGUGCAUGGUACCUUUGCCUCCAUCAGGGAGCUGCCGCUGCUGCUGUACCGCCUGGACAGCGACCUCACCUCCAUGGAGCUGCCCAUGUGUUAUAGGGAUCUUCACUUAGGUGGUGACCCAACGUGCUUGUUCCUUGUGGCUCAGGCCCUCAUGACCAUCCAAGGAGUGUUCGGCCUCAUCCCCAACAUCUACGGCAAGGGGCCUGCCAAACAGGUGUACGAGCUGAUGGUGCGCAUGAGGCGAGAGAUGGGAGGGAACGAGCCACAGGUGACACCACAGAUAGACCAGCUGAUCCUCAUUGACCGCUCGGUGGACCUCAUCACACCCCUGGCAACACAGCUCACCUACGAUGGACUUAUUGACCAGUUCUUCACCAUAAAUAAUUGCACAGUCAAGUUGCCUGGUGAGAAAUUUGCAGCACAGUCCAACUCAGACUCAGGCACAGUGGACAACGCCUCCGAGAUCAAGACAAUACAGCUCAACUCCUCUGAGGAACUGUAUGCCGAAAUCAGGGACUUCAACUUCUCAGCCGUGGGUCCUCGUUUGUCCCACCACGCCAAGUCGGUGGUGGCACAGUAUGAAGAGAGACACACAGCAAAGACCGUGGGAGAGCUGAAGCAGUUUGUACAGAAGAUACCACAGAUGGAGGCAUAUAAACAGAGUGUGGCCACCCACACAGCAAUAGCAGAGUUGAUCCAGGAGAGGAUAACCCAAGGAAUCUUUUGGCCGGCUCUGCAGAUGGAGCAAGAAUUUCUCAAGGGACUAGACACAGAUAAAGUCAACCCUUUUGUGGAGCAGUGUAUAGCACAAAAGGAAUCCCUUAAUACUGUGCUGCGGCUGAUCUGCCUACAGUGUACAGUCAACAGUGGCCUCAAGCCGCGGGUGCUGGAACACUACAAGCGCGACAUCAUUCACACGUACGGCUACCAGCACUUCCUCACCCUAGAAAACCUGGAGAAGGCGGGCCUGCUGUACCCCCACCAGGGCCGCAGCACCUACGCUGUGGUGCGCAAGACUCUGCAGCUGACUGUGGAUGACGUCAGUGAGCAUGACCCCACGGACAUGGCCUAUGUCCACUCAGGGUACGCACCCUUAAGUUCCCGGCUGGUUGAGUUCCUCCAGGUGCCAGGGUGGCGAGCCAUCACUGGAGUGCUACAGGUGCUACCGGGACCCACCCUCACCGAGACGCAGCAGCUGCCCAGCGCCCUCAGGCAGAGAAGAGGGUCUGGGGGCUCAGUGCAGAGUGGGCUGGAGGGCGGCACAGCGCUUGUCUUCUUCAUCGGCGGCUGCACCUACUCAGAGAUUGCUGCCCUGCGCUUCCUCUCCUCCCGGGUUGACCAAGGUGGGCCUGAGUACAUCAUUGCCACUACCAAGAUCAUCAAUGGGGAUACUUUCCUGGAGUCAAUUGCUGAGCCUUUGCCGACAUAAGCCAAGAGAAGAACUGCCUCCACAUUAUCUAGGAGUUGCAUGGUCUUAUGGUGUGUGCAAGUGAAGUGAGGAAUGGUGCCUGUGAUAUAUUACCAUACUACCUCUUCACUCUCCAUGGAGGGCUGCUGUUUGUCAAGAUUUAGUCUUCAGUCCAAGUAUUUGUUAAAUGAAGAGGACAUUGCAGUAUAUUGGUUUGUGACCCUGAGAGUUUAUCAUCAAAGCGUGUGUUGAGAUUAUAACAAGCUAAGUAAGAAUUCAGUAGCCUUUUGUAUGGUUUAUAUUAAUUAAAGAAGGUCUGAAGUUCAUAUAGACUGUCAUGUAUAUGUAAGAAAAUUUGAAAAAAUGUGAUUUAAAAUAAUUGAACUUCCUAUGUAAGUUAUCAUCCAUCCUUAUUUGUGUUAAUUCAUAUAUAUAUAUAUAUAUAUAUAUAUAUAUAUAUAUAUAUAUAUAUAUAUAUAUAUAUAUAUAUAUAUAUAUAUAUAUAUAUUAAACUACCAAAUUACUGAUCAGUUCAGCUUUACAGUGAUGAAUGAAACUGGGAGUAAAGUGUUUGAGAUAUGAAAAUACAGAUCAAGCAAUGAAAUGUAGAGUGACUGAGACAGAAAGAGAGAGAGAGAGAGAGAGAGAGAGAGAGAGAGAGAGAGAGAGAGAGAGAGAGAGAGAGAGAGAGAGAGAGAGAGAGAGAGAGAGAGAGAGAAUGAGUACAGAAGUGUGAUGGAUGCAGUGAGUGAAAGCCAACAGAGUGAAGUGGGGAAAAGAGUGCUGACGUAUGUGAAAGAAAAUGAGAAAAAGAGGAUUAUAGCACACAAGGAGAAGAAAUUAAUAGAGUUAUAUAAGUAUGGAAACCCUCAGGAACAGACAAGAGAUAUAGAUAGGGAAGUAAAUGUGGAAGUGCAGUGGUGGGUGUGGUAAGGUAGAGAAAGAUGUGCAAGUGUGGCUAGAUGGACAAGGUGGGGGAAAAUGUGAAUGGGUUGAUGGGUAUGGUGAGGGAAGAUGGGAAGGAAUUGGUGGGGGAAGAUGGGAAGGAAUUGGUGGGGGAAUAUGGUAGAGAGAGCCAAUGAAGGGUGAGGAGAGAAAUGUGUGAUCUGGGGCACUUAAACCUGGGUGCUUAUUCUUGUGUAUGUAUAUUGACUUAUAAUUAUGUCCCUUUAGAUUUUAUAUGGUGGCAUUUGUAGAGCAAGAGAGAGAGAGAGAGUUAAAAAUACAUUCCUAUUAAAAAUACAUUAUUUUAUUAUAAGGCCACAGAUACAAAAAUACAAAGCAAAAUCCUAUUCUACUGGUAGAAUUUUAUCCUGUGAGGAAACGAUUAAGACAAACUGAAGGAAAAAGGUGAGAAGUACAUCUACAUAUGUAAAAUGAAAUGAGUGAAGGAAGGCGAUACAAAUCAAACAAUAAUAAUAAUAACAACAUUCAUGUCAGUCAUUAUGUUAUUAUCAUCUACACUCCUUGAUGUGUGUAUACAAUGCAUGUAUUACCUUCAUUUUAUAUAUAUAUAUAUAUAUAUAUAUAUAUAUAUAUAUAUAUAUAUAUAUAUAUAUAUAUAUAUAUAUAUAUAUAUAUAUAUAUAUACAUAGGAGAUGUGAUCCCCUUAUUUCCUAUAGACAUAAUUGUCUAGACACCUCUGAAUGCUACAUUCAACAUCUAGUUCAUGAUAUGGGUAACCAUGGUGUGAGGCGACAGCAGGUGUGAAAAACUGCUGACUUUGGUUUUGGGAGAUUCAAAUGUCUUGGCCACCAGCCACUGAGUACCAAUUGUUGAUAGAGCCACAACAUAAAUCCCUGUUAUCUGAGCUUACUAAGAUAAUAAACAUCGCAAUAUGUUCCUCUCUUGUAAGGUGAUAGACUACUUCCAUGUAGAAUCCUAUCACGCUCUAUUUCGGCAUAACCAUUAGUACGUAUUUUUUCCUAUCUUAAUAUCCUGCAAAAGGCACAUAACUCAGGCAUUACUAAUAGAACAGCUUGCCUUAGUAUUGAAAUCUUGCUGACUGGAGUACCUGCAGAUCCGUGCUACCCUUAUAUUCAUAGAAAUAACCUCUACUUGCCUAUACACAUGUGUUAUGAAAGGGUAGCCAACCAGGUGAGUCAACCAGGUGAGUCAUAUGGAUAUUGAUCAUUGAUUGAUACAGUAUUCAGUUGAAUCCUUGUUGACACUCACUAAGUAAACAUGGGUAGAUGAGAAAGCUGUUGUUUAUUACAUUAUCUUUAUUCUGAAAACCCAAACUGCUGGUUGGAUGAGUGAUUACUUUUAGGUCUUAGUUAUGUAUCGCUACCAGUGCCUGUAAAUAUUAGCGAAGUUUACCCUAAAUUCAAUCUUAUAAUUGCCUUCAUUAUCCGCAUAUGAAAACAAAGCAUAUUUUUGCAAAUUAGGUCGUGAUCUCAAAUAUCCACUGCCAAAAUAACAUCCUAGUUAAGAUUUUAUUUUGCGAAAAACGAUAGAUCAUGGCCUGAACCUUUGUAAGCUGAAAUUGGAGCUUUCAAGGGUGUUUUUAAGGAUCUAGUGAGAUGGAUGUGUAGAUGGAUUCUGUAUUAGGUUCGGGCAUGAGACUAUAAAAAGAAAAAAAAAUCUUUGCAUGGUCCCAGAGAGAGAGAGAGAGAGAGAGAGAGAGAGAGAGAGAGAGAGAGAGAGAUAAAAAAAAAAGUGUAAGAGUAUUUGUUACUAAUGAAAAAGCACAAAGACUAUUAAUAUCAAUAAAAUGUUAUGGUCAAGACAACAAAAUAUGGAAACAUACUGAAAUGCAAAGUGGGAAAGAACCAAGCAACCUGCGUCUGUCCUGCCCUUCAGACAUUGUUUGAGUUCUUCUACCGCUGGACACUGAAGAGAGGGGAUGUUGGUCAUCGGUGGCUCCUGGUGGUACACGUGGCCAGGGUCUUGAAAGAGGUGGCUGCUAUGAGUCUGGCUGGCGAGUGAUGAGGAGGGAUGCCCUGCCCAGAGACGCCUUGACUUGAGGUGGCCACUUGGAACAGAUUGGAUGCCUCAACGCUUGAUUUCUGGCAGCCAGCUGCUCUGAGGACGGUGCUUGAUUGGGGGAUGAAGGGAAGGAUGCACGAUAGUUUGGUAAGUUCUGGUAGUAUAGUAUUGGAAUUAUAACAUUCAGAUUACUGUAAUUUUCUGAUUAUGCUGUUAAAUGUGUUGAAAUAUUUUAACUUGUAUAUUUUUUGUUUGAAGUAUGAUUGUAUUUAUUGAGUUGUCACUUGUGUAACUAUCAUAUAUGAAUAAAAAUAUAACUUCAAA